This is a messenger RNA of Malus domestica (apple), 728 nucleotides long. RefSeq names its product histidine-containing phosphotransfer protein 4. Gene Ontology annotation, biological process: cytokinin-activated signaling pathway; phosphorelay signal transduction system; phosphorylation. Gene Ontology annotation, cellular component: cytoplasm; nucleus. Gene Ontology annotation, molecular function: histidine phosphotransfer kinase activity; protein histidine kinase binding. The record is from RefSeq and is a predicted model, not a curated record. NCBI's taxonomy places the organism in Eukaryota, Viridiplantae, Streptophyta, Magnoliopsida, Rosales, Rosaceae.
AAUUUGUACCAUCACAUACACAUUGUUCCAGCUUCCAAGUGUGUACUUUCAUUACCUCUCUCUCUCUCUCUCUCUCUCUCUCUGCUAGCUUUUGAUAUCCACAUUUCUUCUGAAAUGGAAAGAAACCAAUUGCGUAGGCAGGUUCGUCUCAUGAGGCAGUCCCUCUUUGAUCAGGGAUUUCUGGACGCAUUUGUUCAGCUGGAGGAGCUGCAAGAUGAUGCUAACCCUAAUUUUGUGGAGGAAGUAGCUACAUUGUACUACCGAGAUUCAUCUAGAUCACUCCAAAUCCUAGAGCAGGCACUACAGAGGAACCCUCGUGAUUUUAAUAAGUUGGACAACUAUAUGCAGCAGUUCAAGGGAAGUAGCUCAAGCAUCGGAGCCAAAAAGGUGAAAGCUGACUGCCAACAGUUUAGGGAAUAUUGUAAUGCAGGAAACGCAGAAGGAUGCAUGAGGACUUUCCAGCGACUGAAGCAAGAACAUGCAACACUGAAAAAGAAGCUUGAGGCUUAUUUUCAGAUGGCAAGGCAAGCUGGGCCAACCGAGACAGCAUGUCGACCCAAGUAAUCAAGAAAGUCAUCAACAGCCAGAGUCUAGCUUAGAUUAAUGGAACGUCUCUUAUGGUUGCUUAUGGAAUAAUAUUCCAAUUUCCAUGUAAAAUGUUUUCAAUGUCUCUUAAAAAAAAAAAAAAGAGUUUUCAAUGUUUGUACUCUAAUGAAUGGAAAAUAAAA